AGAAGAUGGCGGUGCGGAAGAAGGACGGCGGCCCCAACGUGAAGUAUUACGAGGCGGCGGACACCGUGGCCCAGUUCGACAACGUGCGGCUGUGGCUCGGAAAGAACUACAAGAAGUACAUCCAAGCCGAGCCGCCCACCAACAAGUCUCUCUCCAGCCUGGUGGUGCAGUUGCUGCAGUUCCAGGAGGAGGUCUUCGGCAAGCACGUCAGCAAUGCGCCGCUCACCAAGCUGCCGAUAAAAUGUUUCCUGGACUUCAAAGCCGGGGGGGCCUUGUGCCACAUUCUUGCAGCCGCCUACAAGUUCAAGAGCGACCAGGGAUGGCGACGCUACGACUUCCAGAACCCGUCCCGAAUGGACCGAAACGUGGAGAUGUUCAUGACCAUCGAGAAGUCCCUGGUGCAGAAUAACUGCCUGCCUCGGCCCAACAUUUUCCUGCACCAGGAGAUUGAGCCCAAGCUGCUGGGGAAGCUGAAAGACAUCAUCAAGAGGCACCAGGGGACGGUUACGGAGGAUAAGAACAAUGCAUCCCACGUUGUGUGCCCGGUGCCUGCAAACCUGGAGGAAGAGGAGUGGGUGCGGCCAAUCAUGAAGAGAGACAAGCAAGUCCUCCUACACUGGGGCUACUACCCCGACAGCUACGACACAUGGACCCCCGCCAGCGAAGUGGAGGCCUCCGUGGAGGAUCCACCGACACCUGACAAACCCAGGAAGGUCCACGCCAAGUGGAUCCUGGACACCGACACCUUCAAUGAGUGGAUGAACGAGGAAGACUACGAGGUGAACGACGACAAGAAUCCCGUGUCUCGCCGCAAGAAGAUCUCGGCCAAGACCCUGACCGACGAGGUCAACAGCCCUGACUCGGACCGGCGGGACAAGAAGGGAGGCAACUACAAGAAGAGGAAGCGCUCGCCCUCUCCGUCUCCCACCCCUGAGGCCAAGAAGAAGAAUGCCAAAAAGGGGCCCUCCACGCCGUACACCAAGUCCAAGCGCGGGCACCGAGAGGAGGAGCAGGAGGACCUCACCAAGGACAUGGACGAGCCCUCACCCGUCCCCAACGUGGAGGAGGUGACGCUGCCCAAGACAGUGAAUACCAAAAAGGAUUCGGAGUCGGCGCCUGUGAAAGGAGGCACCAUGACGGACCUCGAUGAGCAGGAGGAUGAGAGCAUGGAGCCCACGGGCAAGGAUGAGGACGAGAACGGGGCCGGGAGCAAGGGGGAGCAGACCAAGAACCCCGACCUGCACGAGGACAACGUCACCGAGCAGACUCACCACAUCAUCAUCCCCAGCUACGCUGCCUGGUUCGACUAUAACAGCGUCCACGCCAUCGAGCGCAGAGCUUUGCCCGAGUUCUUCAACGGCAAGAACAAGUCCAAGACGCCAGAGAUCUACCUGGCUUACCGCAACUUCAUGAUCGACACGUACCGACUGAACCCGCAGGAGUACCUCACCUCCACCGCCUGCCGCCGCAACCUGGCCGGCGACGUCUGUGCCAUCAUGAGGGUCCACGCCUUCCUGGAGCAGUGGGGCCUCAUCAACUACCAGGUGGACGCGGAGAGCCGGCCGACCCCCAUGGGCCCCCCGCCCACCUCGCACUUCCACGUCCUGGCGGACACACCCUCGGGACUGGUGCCCCUGCAGCCCAAAACGCCCCAGGGCCGCCAGGGUGAUGCCGACACCAAGGCCGGGCGCAAGGGAAAAGAGCUGGAUGACCUGGUGCCGGAGCCGGCCAAGGGGAAGCCGGAGCUGACGUCCGCCUCCCAGCAGAUGCUCAGCUUCCCCGACAAGGGCAAGGAGAAGCCGGCCGACAUGCAGAACUUCGGCCUCCGCACGGACAUGUACACCAAGAAGAAUGUCCCUUCUAAGAGUAAAGCUGCAGCCAGUGCCACGCGGGAGUGGACUGAGCAGGAGACGCUGUUGUUGCUUGAGGCACUGGAGAUGUACAAGGAUGACUGGAACAAGGUGUCGGAGCACGUGGGGAGCCGCACCCAGGACGAGUGCAUCCUGCACUUCCUGCGCCUGCCCAUCGAAGACCCCUAUCUCGAGGACUCGGAGGCCUCCCUGGGCCCCCUGGCCUACCAGCCCGUGCCCUUCAGCCAGUCCGGGAACCCGGUCAUGAGCACCGUCGCCUUCUUGGCCUCCGUCGUCGACCCCCGCGUGGCCUCCGCCGCCGCCAAGUCCGCCCUGGAGGAGUUCUCCAAGAUGAAGGAGGAGGUGCCCACGGCCCUGGUGGAGGCCCACGUGAGGAAGGUGGAGGAGGCGGCCAAAGUCACGGGCAAGGCCGACCCAGCCUUCGGCCUGGAGAGCAGCGGCAUUGCGGGCACCGCCUCGGACGAGCCCGAGCGCGCCGUCGAAGAGAGUGGGGCUGAGGAGGCCCGGGCGGAAAGCCAAUCUGGCGAAGAGAAGAAGGAGUCCAAGGAACCGCGAGAAGGGGUCGUGGCCGCGGAAGAAGAUGGGAAAGACAGGCCGAGCGAGCCGCCCAAGAAGGAGGAGGAGAAGGGGAAGGAGGGCGACGGCCAGAAGGAGCUGGAGAAGGGAGGCAGGGAGCCUGUGGCCGAGUCCGAGAAGGAGCCCAAGGAGGGCCAAGAGGAGGAGGCGUUGAAGGAGGUGGUGGAGGCCGAGGGUGAGAGGAAGACCAAGGUGGAGCGGGACAUCGGCGAAGGGAAUCUGUCCACAGCGGCGGCGGCUGCCCUGGCCGCCGCCGCCGUCAAGGCCAAGCACCUGGCCGCGGUGGAAGAACGGAAGAUCAAGUCCCUGGUGGCUCUGCUGGUGGAGACCCAGAUGAAGAAGCUGGAGAUCAAGCUGAGGCACUUUGAGGAGCUGGAGACCAUCAUGGACCGGGAGCGGGAGGCCCUGGAGUACCAGCGGCAGCAGCUGCUGGCGGACAGGCAGGCCUUCCACAUGGAGCAGCUCAAGUACGCGGAGAUGCGAGCGCGCCAGCAGCACUUCCAGCAGCUGCACCAGCAGCAGCAGCAGCCCCCGCCGCCGCCCCCGCCCCCGCCGCCGCCCCUGCCCCCCGGCUCCCAGCCCGUCCCGGCCACCGCCGCCGCCCCCGGCCCGCCCGCCGGCCACCCGCUGGCUGCGGCGGCUGCGCCCUCCGUGGCCCCGAGCCCCGUGGGGGCCGGCGGCCCGGCCCCCGCCGAGCAGGUGGGGCAGGCGGGCACGGUCGUCGGGCAGCAGCCGCCGCCGCCGCCGCCCCCGCCCGCCGGAGCUCCCCAGGCCGGGACCACCCCGUCGUCGGGCGCACCCCCCGCCGGACCCCACGGCCCCUCCCAGUUCCCCAGCCAGCAAACUCCUCCCACGAUGAUACCAGGGGCCACGCCGGGCAGCGGGCACCCCAGCAUGGCCGGUAACACUCCUUUGGCUUUGCCCUACGGCAUGCCGCCGCCGCCGCCGCCGCCACCACCACCACCACCACCGCCGCCGCCUCCGCCUCCUCCAUCCGUCCCCUUCAGUAGCCUAGCCGACUCCAUCAGCCUUCACCUCCCUCCUCACCCUAACCUGCAUGGGCACCACCUACCAUUCGCCGCGGGCACCCUGCCCCCGCUCCCCCCGCCCCCCGCCGCCGCCUCCUCCUCCUCCUCCUCCUCCUCUGUGUCCGCCGCCGCCGCCGCCACCUCCUUCCCCCUGGGGCCGGGGUCCGCCGCCACCCACAGCCCCACCAUCGUGGCGGCCGUGCAGGGCAGCCUCCUGCCCGGCCCGGGCCCGCUGCCAGAUCCGGGCACGUCCCUGCCCCAGGACCCCACGGCCCCCAGCCCCGGCCCGGUCCCGCCAGUGCUGCCCGCCCAGUGAGGACGUCCGGACGGCCGCCACCGCCCUCGUCGCGGCUUCGGGGCCGCCCCUGAGGACGGAGCUCCACCCCACCACCCUCCCCCGGCCGCAGGGCGGGCAGCGGGUCACUCUGGGGGGCGAGACCCCCCCACCCCGUCCCAGCCGCUGCACUGGUGACGGCGGCGCGAGGGGACGCGGAGGUGGCCGAAGCCCUGGGCCGUGGUGGCUGGCAGGAGGUGGCGGCUCUUCACACGGGGUACUGACCACCGCCCGCCUGCCCCCCUCCGCCUUCUCCCAAACCCCUCACCCCACUCUGCCCUCUUUUUAAAAAAAAGAAAUCACUUCCGAGCCCUGAGCAGAGCCUUAGCCUGCCCACCCACUUCCCCGUAGGGAGAACAGAGCGGGUGGGGAAGCCCCAGUUU
This is a messenger RNA of Tachyglossus aculeatus (Australian echidna), 4192 nucleotides long. RefSeq names its product SWI/SNF related, matrix associated, actin dependent regulator of chromatin subfamily c member 2 (gene SMARCC2). Gene Ontology annotation, molecular function: histone binding; nucleosomal DNA binding. Gene Ontology annotation, cellular component: nBAF complex; SWI/SNF complex; npBAF complex. The record is from RefSeq and is a predicted model, not a curated record. Lineage: Eukaryota; Metazoa; Chordata; Mammalia; Monotremata; Tachyglossidae. Gene Ontology annotation, biological process: positive regulation of DNA-templated transcription.